UUUUCACAUCCCUAUGCUGUUUAAAGAAAUUUAUAUUUAUUUAGGUCUUUAGAAAAUAUAAAAAAUACAAUUUUUACCCUAUAAUAUUAUCCUAAUAAUUGACGAAAAUCAAAUUCAAAGAUUCGGCCAUAACUUCUUUCACUAAAGUCAUGCUGAGAUAUAGAAAAUAGAACGAUAGGGAAGUUCAUCAAAAUAAAGUGUAAUAACAUCAGCAGCAGCAGUAGUUGAAGUCGCAGCCGCCGUAUCGAGAGACACCGAAAAGAAUUGCACUUUUCACUAAUCCAACAACAAUUACGCUGGAUAUGGACAAUAAUGCAGACAACAACACGAAAACAACAACAAAUUUAGCAAACACAUCAACGCAAGCCAACAAAUCAUUAUCGUUAUCAUCCUCCUCAAUUACCCAGCAGCAGCAACAACAUCAAAUUCAACAACUAUCCACCACAACAGUGACAACAACAACAAGUAGCACUAACUCCUUUUGGAAGAAUAGUAACAGGGUUGUGCCUGGUCGACCAAGUCCAAAACGUGACACCAGUACUUUGUCUGGUAAGGUAGCUGGGGUUGGUCACAGUGGCGGUAUGAUGGCAACCUUUCGUGAUUACCAAAAUUCCGUCAGUGAUGCCUGGGACACGGGUGAUGAUGAAUUUUGCAUAAUAUCGAAUGCCACGCAACAACAACAACAGCACCAAUUUAACAAUAGAGGAACCAAUGUAUCAGAUGAAUCUUCGGCACCCAUCCAUAAAACCGAUCCCCGAAUAUCACGUCAAGUUUCACAAACAUUGGCUCAAAAUGUCAUUGAAGUUCAUAAAUCGUCAACAAUGACAACAAACAGCGGUGGCAUAUCAGCGGGCGGUGCAACAGCUCCGAAUACAAUGACGUGUAACAAUAAUACGGCCAAUGAGACUCACAAUUCGAUGGAUAAUGCUGUUAAGAAUCCGGAGAGUACAACAGCAAAAUCAAUGCAAAAGGAUUUGAAAACGCCAGAAUCAGAUGAAAUAAGACCUCGUAUUCGCCAUAUUCAAGCAUUGCCUGGACGUCCACAGUUACAAAAGUUUACCUCGAAUUCUCAGGACUCCGAAUAUGAAACAAAAAUUGAAAAAUUCCAAGUUUUAUUGGAUUCACCGCUAUUGGAUUUAGUUGCUUUAAAGAAGCUAAGCUGGUCUGGUAUUCCUAGAAAGAUGCGUGCCAUAAGUUGGCGUCUAUUAUCGAAAUAUUUACCACCUUCUGGCGAACGACGCAAUGGUGUGCUGGAAAGUAAACGACAAAAUUAUCAAGACUUAAGACACAAUUACUUUAGGGUCGACAGUCCCGAUGAAUCGCAACAGGAUACAUACAGACAGAUUCACAUUGAUGUGCCACGUAUGAAUCCCCAAAUAGCACUCUUCCAACAAAAACUGGUGCAAGAAAUGUUCGAAAGGAUUCUGUUCAUAUGGUCGAUACGGCAUCCGGCCUCGGGCUAUGUUCAAGGGAUUAACGAUUUGGUUACACCAUUUUUUAUUGUAUUUUUACAAGAGAAUUUACCACCAGGAACUGAUAUCGAAAAAUUCAAUAUGGACUCAUUAUCGGUUGAAAUUCGUGAUGCCAUUGAAGCCGAUGCCUUUUGGUGUCUAUCAAAAUUCCUCGAUUGCAUACAGGAUAAUUAUAUAUUUGCUCAAUUGGGUAUCCAGGAGAAAGUGAAUCAAUUAAAGGAUCUAAUACAAAGAAUAGAUGGAAAUCUCCAUCGUCACUUACAACAACAUGGUGUGGAUUAUUUACAAUUCUCAUUUCGUUGGAUGAAUAACCUAUUAACUCGCGAAUUGCCUCUGCAUUGUACAAUACGUUUAUGGGAUACAUAUUUGGCCGAAUCCGAUGGUUUUGCAUUGUUUCAUUUAUAUGUUUGUGCUGCCUUUUUGUUGCACUGGAAAGAGCAAUUGAUGCAACAAGUUGAUUUUCAGGGCCUUUUAUUACUGCUACAAAAUCUGCCUACACACAAUUGGUCUGAUCGUCAAAUCAAUGUCUUGGUUGCCGAAGCAUUUCGACUCAAAUUCACCUAUGCCGAUGCACCCAAGCACCUGGAAGCCAAAAGUUGACAUCAACGCCAAUAUAUGUAUGUGUCCACUUAGAGAAAACUAAACAGCAAACGAGCUAGCAAGGAAACGUGACUCCCAAAAAUAGAAGCGAGCAAAGCGCAAAGAAAACAACAAUUGGAAAUCCAUAUUAUUUAAACUACAUUUUGGAUGAGAAACAAACACAACAAAAAACAAACACAACAACAAUUUAUUAAAUAAUACAUAUAAACAAAAUAGACCUAGUUAUAUAUUACAAAGCUUAAAGCUACCUUAGUUUAUUAAUUGUAGUGUGUCAAAUCUAAGAAAUACCGCAACAACAUCUUACCCCCCAAAAACACAAAACGAAAAAAAACAUUUGUGUGUGGUGCAAAGCCAAAAUAAAUAAUUAAAUGUGUUUGUCUUUAUUAAAAGAAAAAAAAUACGAAUGAAUGAUAUCCCUAGAAUUACAAACUAAAUCAAUGAAAAUGUAGUUAUUUUUUAACCACUGUGUUGUUUGUUUCCUUCUUUUUUUUAAUCUUUUCCAUUUUAAAUGUUUAAAGCAUAAAGCGAGAGAACUUAUUUGUCAUAUGCAUCCUGGACGCAAAUCUAUAGAGUUAUAUUAUUGAACUAGAUAUCUAUGUAACUUUUAAAUUUUUAUUACUAUUAUUAGAGAAUAUCCCGAAACAAAAACCAAAAUUUGAAAUUUUAUUUCAUUUAAAUAAUGAGUAAAAACAAAACAAAAAACUAUACGAAAUGAAGGUACACAAAAAAACCAUAUACACACACAUUCGCAUACAACUCUAUUAAUAAUAAUUUGUAUAUACAAUAAAAGAUUAUAUUAUAUUAAAAACAAAAACGGAUAAAUAAAUAAAAACAAA
This is a messenger RNA of Musca domestica (house fly), 2908 nucleotides long. RefSeq names its product TBC1 domain family member 22B. The record is from RefSeq and is a predicted model, not a curated record. The transcript is spliced from 8 exons. NCBI's taxonomy places the organism in Eukaryota, Metazoa, Arthropoda, Insecta, Diptera, Muscidae. Gene Ontology annotation, molecular function: GTPase activator activity. Gene Ontology annotation, biological process: activation of GTPase activity. The coding region runs from base 303 to 2072 and encodes 589 amino acids.